UCCAGCAAGGAUUGAUACUUUACUUCACAGGAAGAAAAUCAAUAGUAAAGAUGAAGAAAAAGAAGAGAGUUACAUUUCUAUGUGGCUGCAUGUUCCAGCCCAGCAAGCAGGAGCCACUGUGUCUGAAAAGAGGGGUCCUUGAACCAAUUAAACACAUGUGUGAAGCCUCAAUGAUCCCCGCCACAUGGAACUAUAAAGGGAAGAGAGUGAAAGACGUCCGCUUUGAUGCAAAAGAGCCUGACAAUGACUGUGUUGUGGGCCACAUAAUCAGAUUGAGAGAAAAACUGGGCUGGUCCACUGAGAUUCCUGACAGGAGAAUAGCAAAAGCAUACCCACAAAACAUACAGGAAAUCCCUGAGGAGACUAAAAAGGAUCCUGGAGAGUAUGUAUACUGUCUGAUGAGGAACAGAGGUGACCUCAAGAUCCAGCCCAACCCCUAUGAUCUUCAGGUGGUUUCUGUCCAGACAGCUAAACAGAGCUGUCAGUACUGGACUGUCAGCGCUUCAUGCAUAUUCAAGGUGUCUGUUUUGGAAGACAGAAGUGGUGAAAUCAUGUCUGUAAUAGACUGGCUUUCUGAAAGAGAACUGUUCUUCAAAAUCUUCAAGUUGCCAUUGUUUGCAAAAUUCAGACUUUGGAAGGCUUUUACAAUCUGGAAGGUCACAGUAUGCCACUCAAAGACCAAGAAGGCUAAGGAAAUGUUAUCCAAAGGUCUGUUUUUUGCUGAUGACAUCUUCUUGAGAUGUCUGGUUGAAAUCAAAGGACUUUUUGAGACGGCCAGUGACAAAACAAGAUAUGGGGAUUCUGAUGGUGCCAUUGUUUUAACAAAGUUGGAUAAAUCCACCACAUACUCCUUGAUAGGAUUCUGUGAGGCCCAGACCCAACAAUGUGCUGUAGCACUGAGACAACUUCAGUGCCUUCACCACAAAGUUGCCACUUUGAUUCGCGCCGCUUGUCUGAAGGCAGCAGAGGUCCAGGGUGCAGAGAGACUGUUCCUCCCUCUGUCCUCUCUGUCGACCAACAGGCCGCUGUAUGCUGAGGUGGCUGAGUGGAGGAUCCUCUUGUGUCGCUUUAGCCACUUCCUCAACAUGAUAGACAGAAUGUUUGAAGAGAUGCUCUGUGUCUUGGUCAGAUCUGCAGUUCAACUCCUUCUGUCUUUCCUCCGAGAGUCCUGUAACACUAAUGGAGUGAAAGAGAGAAGACAAGAGACAAAAAAAGUGGCAAGGAUGGAUGCAAGUGGACCUUACAGAAAUAUUAUCAAAGAGCCAACUGGUCGUAAUGCAGCGCAUAAACUUUAUUCACACAGCCAAGGCCAACCACAGCUAGUUAACAAGAUGCUACCAGAUUUUAAAAAUGAGGAGCCUGAAGAAGAGAUCCAGGCUGUAUUUGAAGUGAACGUCCUGCUUACAGUCACACCUGUGAACCAGCCAAUGACAGAUGAUGUCUCAACCAAAGGUACAACAGAGCUCCACUCUGAAGUCGACAGGAAAGAUACGGAGAAGGAUAAAGAGGUUUCCCGUGAGGAGACUCCAUGGCGCUCGCCCAGCAAACGAGUGAAGCUGACCAUCUAUCCCUGCCUUGAUGACUUCACACUGCACAUUAAACAGGUGCUACAGGGAUUUGAACAAGUCAUUGCCAAACAGACAUCCUUCAACCAAGACCCGAACCUCCUGGAUUUGCACUCGCCUCCUGUGUUUGACCUGAAACUGUCUGUUGACGAGGAGCUGGAGAAGGAAAGAGACCAACACCUCCGACCAUGGCCUGAACUGGAGCUGUUACUGGGGACAGAUCCCGCUUUCCAAUCUGAUCUAUCGGACAUCCUCAGUACCGUCCAGCGAGGGAUGCAGGGAGUGGAGAAGCACUGUCAGAGGAUAGAGAAGUUCUGUGAGAUGGUGGAGACAGCCAUGUUGACUGACAUCGAUACGUUCUUGGCCGGGGAGAAAUGGUCUCCCCAGGAUAUCAAAGCCAUCUUGGCGGUGCACACAGAGAGCAUCAGGCUGAUGAAGAGGAUAGAGACUGAGACCCGCGUCAACAUGAUCCUGGUCAGGUGUCACCAUUACCAGACAAACUGCCUGCCCUACCCACAGGCUCUCAUCUUUACUAUUCACUCCAGGCUCCCCUCCAUCGUUAAGAAGAAGAACCUCGAACUGAUGGAGGUGAUCAGAGGAGCUCUUAAGAAGCUGGAUAAAGACAUUUUUACAGUGGAAGAGUUUGUGGAGCAUCUGACCUUCCUGAGUCGGAUAUCUGUGCAGAUUCCCACUCUGGAGAGACAGUAUCAGCUCCUCAUCCAGCUCUAUAGUAUGGUUAAAGAGUACCAGAUCGCUAUCUCUCCUGAGGAGCUGGCUUUGUACCAGCACCUCGUCCCCAGCUUCCAGCAUCUCAAAUCCACUGUCAUGAUCUGUGAAACCAAGAGGGAUGACAACAUCUUCAAGUUCAGUGUUGAUCUGGGCAAACACUUAAAUCAACUCAGAUUUGAGCUUGUUCUGGUCAAAAUGAAGGUGAACAAUCCCAUCCUGCUUUGCUCCUACACGUCUCCCAAAGUGGCCAAUGAGAUCCUCCAGGCUCUCUCAGAGGAGGUGGCCAUCUACUCCAGUAAGGCAUACAGCUACACCAGCUACGGAGAGCUCCUGAGAAACUCUUUCUCUAUGAAGAAGAUCUCCACUGUGGUCCGCAUGAAGCAGGGCCGUGGUUCAAACGCUGCCGAAGUGGAGGCAGAGCUGUCUGAGGUGGACUGUGCUCUGACGCUGAGGAAGAUGCUCUGGGGGAUGCAGGAGGAGUGGGAUAAACAGUGCGGCCUUUGGAGAGCCACCACCUUCGAGCUGCUCAAUGUAGACGACCUGCAGAAUGAUGUCAGCCGCUUUACACAGACCAUCUACAUGUUAGAGAAAGGUUUACCUGAAAACAACAUAGUUCCCAUUCUGAAGCAGAAGGUGAUGGACUUCAAGCUUUGUCUGCCCAUCAUCGUAGCUCUCAGGAACCCUUAUCUCCGUCAGAGACACUGGGAAGACAUCCAGAGCUAUAUCGGACGAUUCUUCACCAAAGAGGAUAACUUCACCCUUGGAAACCUCUUGGACAUAAAGAUACUUCAGCAAAGUGGUUUGAUAGGGGACAUCUCCACUACUGCCACCAAUGAGGCCACUUUAGAGAGCAUCCUGUUCAAAGUGAUUGACCUGUGGAGGAGCACGGACUUCCGUCUGAUCACCCACCAGUCUGACACGUCCACGGUGAAGAUCAUCGCCUCGGCAGACGACAUCAUGGCACAGCUGGAAGAGAGCCAGACCACUAUCAUGAGCAUCGAGGCAUCCCGCUAUGCUGAGCCUAUCAAGUAUCUGAUAGAUGAAUGGGAGAGGAAGCUGAACCAGUUCUCUCAUACUCUGGAGGAGUGGGUCAUGUGUCAGAAGAGAUGGCUCCACCUGGAGCCUAUCUUCUCUGCCGGAGGGAUUCAGAGACAGCUCCCAGCGGAGGCCAAGGUGUUCCUGCAGGUGGAUCAAUCAUGGAAGGAGAUCAUGCGGAGGACAGAUGACAGGCCUAAUGCCCUGAGAGCAGCUACUGCCCCUGGGGUCCUGGAGAUGCUGCAGGCUGGCAACAUCCACCUGGAGAAGAUACAGAAGUGUCUGGAGGAUUAUCUUGAAUCCAAAAGAACAGUUUUCGCAAGAUUCUACUUCCUCAGCAAUGAGGAGCUGCUGGAUGUUCUGUCACAGAGCAAAAACCCCAACGCCAUUCAGCCUCAUCUUGCAAAAUGCUUCAGCAACAUCCGUCACCUGGACAUCCAGGAACAUGCUACGAUCCACCACGUGGUGGCAACCAUACGUUCAGCCGAGGGGGAAACUGUGACCAUGCCAAAAAAUGUUCAAAUACGUGGGCCUGUGGAGCAAUGGAUGGCAAACGUGGAAACAGCGGUGUACAACACGGUGAAAAGGCGCUUGAAGUUAGGAGUGUCCGAAUGGAAUCCGAAGAACUUUAAGAAAUGGGUCCUCUCUCACCCCGGACAGGUCGUUCUCACCGUGACCCAGAUCAUGUUCACUAAGGACUGCCAGGAAAGCUUCAGCAGUGAGAGGCAGCUGGAGAGCAUGGUGGGGGUGAAGCAGCAGCUGAUCCACAGUGUGGAGGAGCUGGCUGACCUGGUGUCCGAGCCCCUGCCCUGUCACCAGCAGGCCACCGUAGAGGCCCUGCUGACCAUCCUGGUCCACUGCAGAGACGUCCUCCGCCAUCUCCUCCAGAAACGCAUCACCAGUGCCGACGACUUUGAGUGGACAAGGCAGCUCCAUUAUGACUGGCAUGACAGCACCUCUCUGUGUUACGUGGUCCAUGCCCAGGCCUCCUUCAUGUAUGGCUAUGAGUACCUGGGCUGUUCCCCUCGACUGGUCAUCACGCCGCUCACUGACCGAUGCUGGCUGACCCUCACCGGGGCCUUGAGCCUCCAUCUGGGGGGAGCGCCCGCCGGACCCUCUGGGACUGGCAAGACAGAGACGGUCAAGGACCUGGCCAAGGCGCUUGGAAAGUUCUGUUUAGUACUGAACUGCUCUGACAGUCUGGACUAUAAGAUGAUGGGGAAGCUGUACUCUGGCAUGGUGCAGUCUGGUUCCUGGUGUUGUUUUGAUGAGUUUAACUGUAUCAACGUGGAGGUGUUGUCAGUCAUCGCUGCUCAGCUUCAGUCCAUUAAGGCUGCCAUGCAUAGUCACAGUUUACGGUUUGUGUUCGAGGGAAGAGAUAUACGACUGAACGCCUCAUGUGGAUUCUUCAUCACGAUGAAUCCAGGUUGCAAAGGUCGAGUGGAUCUACCUGACAACCUAAAGUCCCUGUUCCGGCCUGUCUCUAUGAUGGUACCUGACUUUGACCUGAUUGCUGAGAUCAUGUUGUUCUCUGAGGGCUUCAAAUCAGCCAAAUCACUGUCCAGGAAGAUCGUCAACCUCUACCAGCUCGCCAGCAAGCAGCUGUCUCAGCAGGCUCGAGGAGGGGUGAUGUUGAUUGGUCCUACAGGAGGAGGGAAGACAACAGUGAGACUCAUCCUGCAGCACGCUCUACACCUGCUGCCCUCUCUGUCUGAAGUCCACAGGAGGACCAGCGUCUUUAUGCAGUUGGCACCGAGCUCAGAGGUCCAUGUGGAAAGCUUCACCAUCAACCCCAAGUGUGUGAGCUUUGGAGAGUUGUACGGCCAGGUAGACCCCAACACUCUGGAGUGGUCAGAUGGCCUGUUCGCCUCUGCAGUCAGAACCUACGCUAAACAACUCUUCAAACAAGAGAACAAGACUUCCAAAGACAGCGAGAGGAGGAACACCUCCUCUUCAGAUGUUUCGAAUAACUCCAUGGUUGACAACUGGCGUUGGAUCAUAAUGGACGGCCCAGUGGAUAUCCUGUGGGUCGAGAACCUGAACACUGUGUUGGACGACAACAAGACACUGUGCCUGGCGAACGGAGAGAGGAUCAGCCUGCCAGAUGGCAUCAGGUUCCUGUUUGAAGUGGAUACGCUCAGCCAGGCCACCCCUGCUACCAUCAGCCGCUGUGCCAUGGUCUACAUGGAUCCAGUCGACCUGGGCUGGAAGCCGUACGUGAGGCGCUGGCUGUCCCAGCUGCCCAGACAGCUGAGCAGAGAGGGAAGGAUCCACAUCCAGCAGCUCUUUGACAACAGCAUCACCCAGGGGUUGAACUUUGUCAAGAAGCACCAGAAGCUGCUCAACAUCCAGAUCCCAGAGAUGUCCACAGUCAUGACCGUCUGCAGCAUCCUGGGGGCUCUCAUUAACUUCAUGCAAGGGAACGGUGGCCUGGGACUAAAUCUUGAGACAUUGUCAGAGGAAGACAUUGGGAAGACCUCUGCAGACAUUGAGUCCACGGGAAAAGGGGAGGAUAACAAGUGGUUUCUACAGAAAAACCCAGAAAAACUCACGAUUCUUCUUGGGAAGCUGUUUGUCUUUUCAUACGCCUGGGCAAUGGGAGGAGUCCUAAACCAUCUAGAUGACUAUGAGGAUUCCCCACUUACUACUAAAGACAAAAGCUGUCACCUCGUCAAUGUUGCACACGCGUUCAAAAACCUGAUCCACGAGUUGUUUGAAGGCGCGCCUUGCGGUGUGUCUUUACCGGCGGGGAAUCGUAUGAUCUUCAACUACUUUGUGGAUCUACAGACAGGUGCCUUCGUUUCCUGGGAUGAGUUGGUUCCUAGCACCGAGAGUCUCAUACAUGAUUUGAAUAUGCCAACACUUGAUAGUUAUGGCGCCCAGCCUUCCAUGGAGUUGAUUCGCCAGUUCAUCGAGCUCCAGGGAGUAUUUGAUGCCAAGACUCUCACCUGGAAGGGCAUCCAGGAUGUGACUCUGUGUGCGGCCUGUGCCCCUCUGGGUGGGGGCCGUCAGAACCUCAGCCCCCGACUUCUCAGACACUUCUCUGUUCUGGUGCUGCCACACCCCUCUGGCAACACCAUGCAACACAUCUUCCAGGUCCAACUCGGGAAGUUCUUUGGUAUCAGAGAUUUCUCCAAGGAGGUGCGUAAAUGCAGAGAGGCCUUGGUUUCCGCCUCCAUCACUGUCUACAAUGAGAUGUGUCAACGUAUGAUGCCCACUCCAGCCAAAUACCACUACACAUUUAACCUUAGAGACCUGUCCAAGGUGAUUCAGGGCCUGAUGCAGGCCAGCGACUCUGAGCUGAACUCAGAGGAGGCUGCAGCCUACCUGUUUUCCCACGAGACCUCCAGGGUCUUCCACGACCGCCUGGUCAAUGAGCAGGACAGAGAACUGUUCUAUCAGAUACUGUCCAACGAGCUGCACUGUUAUUUCAAGGUGUCCUGGCUACCGGAGGAACUGAUGAGAGAACCCAUAGCAUUCGGAGACUUCCUGGAUAUGAGCAUCCCGACUGCUUCUAGGAUCUAUAAGCACCUGCCAGAGUUUAAGAAGAUACAGGCUGUACUGGAGGAGUGUCACGGUAGACAUGGAAGAAAAGCCUCCCAGUUCCCCAUGGUGUUUUUCAGGGAGGCAGUGGAACACAUCACUAGAGUCGCCAGGGUUUUCAAAUUGAAGGGAGCACACAUGAUGCUGAUUGGACUGGAUGGCACAGGGAAGGAGGAGUGUGUGACUCUGGCCUGUCAUGUGUCUGGGAGCCAUCUCUACAGGCUGUCUGUCUGCCGGAACUGCAGCUACUCAGACUUCAGAGAUGACCUGAAAAGGGUGUUCAGACAGGCCGGGAUCCACCGUAAAAACACUGUGCUGCUCAUCACUGACUCAGACAUCGUCAAGGAGUCAGUCCUUGAGGAUCUGAACUGCAUUCUGAAAUGUGGAGAUGUCCCUGGCCUGUUUGACAACGAUGAGAUUGAUUCAAUCACUGUGGAUCUCAAGUCAACCAUGGAGAGCUCUAUGGGUGAAAAUAGAGAGGAGAUGUACUCUUAUUUCAUAGAGCAAGUUCAGCAGAGACUACACAUCGUCCUGGCCCUGAGCCCUGCUGGGAUGCGUCUGAGACAGUACUGUUGGGCUCACCCGGCCCUGCUCUCCUGCUGUAACAUAGACUGGUACAGCGAGUGGUCUAGAGAGGCUCUGCUGCAGGUAGCCAGCAGCACCUACAUCAACUCUGACGACUUUGACUGGCUCGGACAGGUCCUGCAGAACAAGGUAGCCAGAGUGUGUGUGGAUAUUCACUACAGCUCAACCCAGAUGGCAGCUCAGUACUUGCAGGAGAUGAGAAGGCCCUACUACAUUGUGCCCAGCACCUUCAUCGAGUACAUAGACACCUUCACCAAGAUGUGUCGUUCAGAGGGUUCUAAGCUCCAUAAUGUCAGAGAUCGCUUUAGUAAUGGACUGUCUAUAUUAUCUGAGGCAACAUCUCUAGUCACUGUCAUGCAAGAGGAACUGCUAGCUCUGGGUCCACAGAUAGAGGAGAAGUCAAAGGAAAUAGAGAUCUUGAUGGAAAAACUAAAAGAGGAUUCUCAAGCCGUGGAACAAGUCCGAGCCAUAGUCAAAAUGGAAGAAGAGAUGAUGAUGCAAGAAACACAGAUUGUUCAUGAAUAUGCAGAGGAUGCCACGGCAGAUUUGAAUAAAGUUUUACCUCUGCUGGAGAAAGCAGUUUCAGCUUUAGAUGCUCUGGAAAAGAGCGACAUUUCAGAAAUAAGGCAAAUUGGACUGGAUGGCACAGGGAAGGAGGAGUGUGUGACUCUGGCCUGUCAUGUGUCUGGGAGCCAUCUCUACAGGCUGUCUGUCUGCCGGAACUACAGCUACUCAGACUUCAGAGAUGACCUGAAAAGGGUGUUCAGACAGGCCGGGAUCCACCGUAAAAACACUGUGCUGCUCAUCACUGACUCAGACAUCGUCAAGGAGUCAGUCCUUGAGGAUCUGAACUGCAUUCUGAAAUGUGGAGAUGUCCCUGGCCUGUUUGACAACGAUGAGAUUGAUUCAAUCACUGUGGAUCUCAAGUCAACCAUGGAGAGCUCUAUGGGUGAAAAUAGAGAGGAGAUGUACUCUUAUUUCAUAGAGCAAGUUCAGCAGAGACUACACAUCGUCCUGGCCCUGAGCCCUGCUGGGAUGCGUCUGAGACAGUACUGUUGGGCUCACCCGGCCCUGCUCUCCUGCUGUAACAUAGACUGGUACAGCGAGUGGUCUAGAGAGGCUCUGCUGCAGGUAGCCAGCAGCACCUACAUCAACUCUGACGACUUUGACUGGCUCGGACAGGUCCUGCAGAACAAGGUAGCCAGAGUGUGUGUGGAUAUUCACUACAGCUCAACCCAGAUGGCAGCUCAGUACUUGCAGGAGAUGAGAAGGCCCUACUACAUUGUGCCCAGCACCUUCAUCGAGUACAUAGACACCUUCACCAAGAUGUGUCGUUCAGAGGGUUCUAAGCUCCAUAAUGUCAGAGUGUAUACCAACCCUCCAGACCUGGUUAUGACAGUGAUGCAUGCAGUCUGCAUCCUGCUACAGCAGAAGCCUAACUGGACCACAGCUAAACAGCUGCUAGGAGACCCUGGCUUCCUCAAGAGACUGGUCAGCCUGGACAAAGACAGCCUGCCAGAGAAGGUGUUUCUGAAGUUGAGGAGGUAUUCUGAGUGUCCUGACUUCAACCCUGCCAAGGUGGGCAUGGUGUCUAUAGCCUGUCGUUCUCUAUGCCUCUGGGUACUGGCUUUGGAGUACUACCAUAAUGUCUACAAGAUAAUUGAGCCCAAACAGAAAAAAGUCAACGUGGCUCAAGAAGCAUUGGUAAAAGCAGAAUCUAAUCUGAUAAAAAAGCAGAAAAGACUAUCGAAGAUCGAGGAGCAUCAGAAAGCUUUGGAGGACCGCUACAAUGCCAGUGUGUCUGGGAGACAGGAGCUGGGGAGACGUAAAGAGCUGACCACAAACAGAGUGCAGAGAGCUGCUUCACUCAUAUCAGCCCUGUCUAAUGAAAAGGUCCCACAAACAGAGUGCAGAGAGCUGCUUCACUCAUAUCAGCCCUGUCUAAUGAAAAGGUCCCACAAACAGAGUGCAGAGAGCUGCUUCACUCAUAUCAGCGCUGAUCGCUGGGAGAAAGCAGUGUGUGACCUGGACAACAAGCUGCAGCACAUAGUGGGUGACGUCAUGGUUUCCUCAGCGUUCAUCACGUACUGUGGACCUCUGACGGCUGACUACCGUAAAGCCAUGGUGAAGAAGUGGCUGGACUUCUGCCACAACAUGGAGAUCCAGGUGAGACACUGGCAGAACACAGGCCUGCCACCAGAUCAGAACUCCACAGAGAAUGCUGUGAUCGUGAAGAAUGGUCCCCACUGGCCCCUGCUGAUCGACCCCCAGGGCCAGGCCACCAGGUGGAUCUGCUCUAUGGAGGGGGUCAGGCUCAGGAAGAUGCUGGCCUCAGACCCCAACUAUAUGAAGACAGUGGAGAGGGCCAUUCGCAUGGGGGACGCUGUCCUUAUUCAGGAUGUUCUUGAGAACAUAGAUCCCUGUCUUCAGCCAAUCCUGAUCAAGAACCUUACAAUACGUGAGGGUCAAUCAUUCAUCAAAAUUGGAGACACUGAAAUUGAGUACAAUCCCAACUUUAGGCUCUACCUGGCAACCUGUCUGCCCAACCCCCACUUCCUCCCGGCGGUGUGUAUCCUGGUGAAGCUGAUCAACUUCUCGGUAGAGUACGAGUGUCUGCAGGAGCAGCUGCUGUCCAGCGUGGUGUCUCUGCAGCAGCCGGAACUAGAACUGCAACACAACCAGCUCCUCCACACUAUUACUGCUGACCUGUUCAGCCUCCACGAGCUGGAGAACAGAUCCCUGCUGCUGCUACAGGACACCCAGGGACACAUAUUGGACGACCAGGACCUUGUUGAUAACUUGAAAAAGUCCAAAGUCACCUCCAACGAGAUCUCCAUGCGGGUUGAGACGGCUAAGGACAAGGAGAAGGAGAUCGACGAGGUCCGCAAGAAGUACCUCCCUAUCGCUAACCGGGGGGCAGACCUGUACUUUGUCCUGGCCGACCUCACCCAGGUCAACUACAUGUACCAGUUCUCCCUGGACUGGUUCAAUGACAUGUAUGUGAAAGCUUUGCAGGUGGCUACAGAGGGCCAGGAGUGGCCCACCCUGGACGUGUCCAUGCCCGUGACGGGCACCCUGCGCCCGGCUGGAGCUAAAAGCCUGAGGAGGGCUGUGGUGGUGCCUGGGACAUGUGCUCCCAACAUGGGGGACUUUAACAUUCGUCUUCUCAAGAUGAUGAACGCCAUCACUGAGAGUAUAUACAAGGAAGUAUCCCUGGCCCUGUUUGUGGACCACCAGGUGGUUUUCUCCUUCCUGAUGUGUUGUAACAUCAUGAAGACCAACAAGCACAACAUGAUAGUGGGCAGCACUGAGUUCCUGCCUGCUGAAGAGUGGAAGAUCUUCCUACACUCUGCUGUCCUGGCCAGCAUGAUGGACUCAAAGAGACCCGAGCAGGAGGAAGGGGAGCUCCUGGGCAAGCGUCCGGACCACCUGUGGCUGACAGACAGCAUGUGGGCACAGUGCCAAUACCUGAGUGCCCACCUACCCUGCUUCACCACCCUCUACAAGUCCUUCCAGACCAACUGUGUGCAGUGGGAACUGUUCCAGCAUGCUAGGAACCUCUAUGAGUUCCUCAGUGAACCCUACGCUGGAGACACUGGUUCUGAUACUGAAGGAGAGUCAUCCCAGUCAGCAGAAGCCUUGAAGGACAGACAUCUCACCAAGUGUGUCCGCAUCUUCCCCUGGGAGAGCCUCUCAGGCUUCCAGAAGAUCAUCCUGAUUAAGAUCCUGAGGCCUGAGUGUCUGAACACGGCAGUGAAAGCCUUUGUCAUAGAGAAGAUGGGUUCUAAGUACCUGGAGGUUGGAAAGAUCUCCCUGAGAGAGGUGUAUGAACGCUGCUCUGCCAACAUGCCCAUCGUAUUCCUCCUCUCCCCUGGCAUGGACCCAGCCUCCCACCUGGUGCGUCUGGCCCAGGAGCUGAGGGGCAGCAACCUGCAUCUGGACAUGGUGUCUCUGGGUCAGGGCCAGGGCCCCAGGGCAGAGGAGCUCAUCUACAAGGCCCAGGUCCUCAAGGGCCGCUGGGUCUUCCUGCAGAACUGCCACCUGGCUGCCUCCUUUAUGCCCAGAUUGCAGACUGUCGUCAACUCGUUAAAGUGGAAAAGCUCAGACCUGGACCCUGACUUCCGUCUGUGGCUGUCCUCUGAACCAGACCCAGUGUUCCCUGCCUCCAUCCUGCAGAGAGCCAUUAAGAUAGCAGUGGAGCCUCCUCGGGGUCUGAAGGAGAAGCUCCUCCACACCUUCAGUCCCAGUGGAGAGGUGACCGAGAGGAGCUUCUGUAAAAUGGACUGCAGCCCAGCCUGGAAGACUCUGCUCUUCAGCCUCUGCUUCUUCAACGCCAUUGUGCAGGAGAGGAAGAAAUACGGCCCUCUGGGGUGGAACAUACCCUACACCUUUACUUCUUCUGAUCUGGAGGUGUCCAUGCUGAAUCAGAAGCGUCUCCUGCGGGCUGCGGAAGGUUCUGAGCUGCCCUGGGCGGCCCUGCGCUACCUGACAGGUGAGGUGAUCUACGGCGGGCGUGUCACCGACCCCUGGGACCGCCGCUGCCUGCUUACCAUUCUCCACCGCUGCUAUACCCCGUCGGUCCUGCAGGACGGACACAGCUUCUGUCAGGCUCAGGGCUACCCUCCCUUCCCUAAAGACGCCAGCUGGCCCCAGUGUAGAGCAUACAUAGAGAACAUGCCAGACAAGGACCUGGCGGAGGUGUUUGGCAUCGACAGCAGUGCAGAGAUGGUGAUACUGCAGAACCAGACCCAGCAGCUGCUACACACAAUAGUCAAGCUGCAGCCCAGGCUCUCUGAUAGCAGCCUGCUGGUCAGAGACAGACAGUGCCAGGAUGGUGUAGUUCUGAAGAUGGCCAUGAACAUCUUGAAGAAACUACCAGAGACAGUGGAGGUUGAUAGUGUCACAGAGAAAACACUGUUCCUCAGAGACAUCAUUGCCAAAGUCAACUUUGUUGAAUCAUCUUCCUGUGACCAGGGUGAGAGACGCACAGCCUUGGCCUCCUCUGCCCUGCUGGUGAUCCUGCGACAGGAGAUUGACCGGUUCAACCACCUCCUAUGUGUGGUGCGCUCCAGCCUCCUCGCCUUCUCCGCCUCCAUCAGAGGAGAGGUGCUGAUGAGUGAGGCUCUGGAGGAGGUCUACACUGCCCUGCUCACCAUGAUAGUACCAUCAGACUGGAAGCACUGCUCGUAUGAGUCGUGCAAGGCUCUGGGUUCGUGGAUCCUGGACCUGGAACAGAGAGUGUGGUUCUUCAGAGCCUGGGCAGACAACAUCAAGAUCAACCUUAUAGAAAAGAUACCUAUGAUUAGUGGAGGAGUCUACUCUUUGAACCGUCCACCUAAGACUGACCUGCAGCAGAGCCUCAAGAACAGGAAGCCUCGCUCCUACUGGCUCUCUGGGUUCUUCUUUCCACAAGGUUUUCUGACAGCUGUUCUCCAGAACAGUGCUCGACAGAAGAAUGUGCCUGUGGACUCUCUGUCUUUCACCUAUCAUGUUCAACCCAUGGAUGAGCGCUCCAUCAACUGGAGCAAAGUGGCAGACAAAACUAAGCUCCUUUUUGAGGGCCCAGCUCCACCAGAUGAGGGCGUGUUGGUGUAUGGGCUUUACCUUGACGGAGCCAGCUGGGACCCUGUCUCCCACACCCUGCAGGAGCUCCAACACAACAUCAAACACUGCCCUGUGCCUGAGAUACACUUCCUACCCUGCCAGGUAUCUGAUGAUGCUGUGGCUGUGCCUUCUACAGAGUCUCCUGGGGACCUCCAGUUCUAUGACUGUCCCCUGUACCGUACCUUCAAGCGGGCAGGCUUCCUCUCCUCCUCAGGCAUCUCUACUAACUUCAUCACAGCUGUGUCUCUACCCACCUCAGAGUGUCCUACUCACUGGGUCUUCAGGGGCACUGCCCUCCUCUGCCAACCUAAUGAAUGAACUAACUCAAUACUAACUGUUUACACUAAAGCUAUGAGUGAACUCAUUACUAACUAAUUAAAAACGAAUUGAGAAAGACUUUCAAAUAUAUACAUUAUUAUCAGCAGCAGUAAGGACUGUGAAACCUGAAAUACUAUGAAAAAUGUUUUUCUCAUUUUCAAAACAAUGAAAAGGUCUCAAUAGUUGUUUAAACCUGAGGAGAGGAAGCCUGUGGUCCUCUGUAGCUCAAUUGGUAGAGCAUGGCGCUUGUAACGCCAGGAUAGUGGGUU
This is a messenger RNA of Coregonus clupeaformis (lake whitefish), 13648 nucleotides long. Its product is annotated as dynein axonemal heavy chain 6. The record is from RefSeq and is a predicted model, not a curated record. Gene Ontology annotation, cellular component: dynein complex. Gene Ontology annotation, molecular function: ATP binding; dynein intermediate chain binding; dynein light intermediate chain binding. The transcript is spliced from 81 exons. The coding region runs from base 51 to 13379 and encodes 4442 amino acids. Gene Ontology annotation, biological process: microtubule-based movement. NCBI's taxonomy places the organism in Eukaryota, Metazoa, Chordata, Actinopteri, Salmoniformes, Salmonidae.